Molecule: messenger RNA, 3873 nt
Organism: Trichoderma harzianum CBS 226.95
Lineage: Eukaryota; Fungi; Ascomycota; Sordariomycetes; Hypocreales; Hypocreaceae
Exons: 3
Coding region: 1-3873 (1290 amino acids)
Source: RefSeq, a predicted model, not a curated record
AUGCAGCAAUCGCACUCCUUUGGCUCCUUUGGCGACAGCAUCAUCACCGGCCUGGUAGACGCACCCAGCCGAGCAAAUCUCUCUAGACCACCGUCGUCGCCGCCGCCGCCGCCACCACUGCCGCCAAUAUCAAUAUCGCAUAAUCCUAAUCUUACGAGCAACCCGCCAUCGCGAGACCCUCCAGGCCUUGACAGCGUCACGCCAGUCCCACGCUCCGUCUUCUCGUCCGUCCGCCUGCCGCGAAGCUCGUCGCUGAUCCAUCCGUCGCACGUGUCGCAGUCGCCCACUCGUGCCACUCAUACUGCUACUACCACUGCCGCUACCACUCAUACUACCGCCGCUACUCAUACGCUUCCUCCUGCUAGUAUUGGCAACAAUAGCGGCAAUCCACUCCAUCAGACGCAUCGCGACACCGUGCACCCCCCCGUUAGUCUCAAGCGGCCGUCAACUCCGUCGUCGCAUCCCAGCAGGGGCACCACCACCGGAGCAUCGCCGCAGCAAGGCUCCCGUUCCCGAAACCGCUGGUCAACUUCGUCCGUUUCGUCUUCUUCGAGUCGCACGUCCCCUUAUGCCUCUCACCAGGCCUCUGGCUCCCAUUCACACUACCAUUCCAACUCCAACUCGUCAUAUACUCGUCGCGCCAGUAUCGAGGCUGUAGUGGGUGCUUCUCACGGUUCGUCCGCUCUUGCUGCCGCUCAGGCGCCGCACAACCUGCACCGAACCGAUCGGAACCACUUCGCCUCGUCUGAUCGCAGCGCAACUCCCACGCGAGCGUAUCCAAUGAGGUCCGAGUCGAGCAUGUCCAUGAGGCAUUACGAGAGCAGCCACCUACGCUCCAUGUCGCCCAAUCCAUACGCAAAUCCUGCUGUCACGACACAAUCUACCGCCAGAAUGCCCCACGAGCAAAACCACGAUCCUUACGCCCCUCGGGGCCACUCGAGGGACCAUUCGGGCAAAAGCAGCAGAGACAUGGGCAAGCCCCGCGCUCAGAAAAAUCCUUCCCAAAAGGCAAUGCUUUCUCGAGCGCUGCAAAAGGCCAACACGGCGGUGCAGCUUGACAAUGCUCAAAAUUUCGAAGGCGCUCGAGAAGCUUACUCUGAGGCAUGUGACUUAUUGCAGCAGGUGCUAGACCGAACGUCAGGGGAUGAGGACAAGAGGAAGCUUGAAGUUAUUCGCCAAACAUACACCAGCCGUAUCGAUGAACUGGAUCAGAUGGGCCCGUGGCAGGACGAGACUGUCAAGGCUCUGCCUGCUAGACCGGAGAGUGAAGACUACAGCGCGUCCAUUUAUAUGCAUCAGGACUACGAGAUGAUGGAGGAGGCCCCCAGGAUCGAGACGGCACGAAUUGUAAGCUACAUUGGGGGAGACAGUUCACCCAUUUCCGGAGGAGCACCGCCGCACCAAUGGCAGCAAACCACGGGUUAUACAGGAAUGGAUAGACUGCAGCCUUCUCGUAAUCUGGAGCCGGGACUGUUGCAAUCAUCGUUUUCUCGGGCGCCUAGGCGGCUACGCUCUACUGAAGAUCUUCGCGCACAACACCAAGAGGGCCAAUAUGCGCCGCCCCCUCUAUCGCCUCGCUCAAAGUCGCCAGUCAAGACGAACAACGACGACAUAUUUGCGGAGUUACCACCUCACGAACCCUAUCAGUAUCAGCAGCAUACCCAGCAUCACGGCCAUCAACGACAGCCUAGCGAUACCGUCCUAUCUCCGUAUGACCAGGAAGUUGUAGAUGGAGUCCAGAGUUCAUGGCUGGAUCCAAUCGAUGAGUCGGGAGCAUCAACAGCAUCAUCCGUACACUCACGUACCUCGUCGCUUGGCUACCGUCGACGCCACAUCAGGGCUGCCAGCGGAAACACCGAGGCUGAGUUUGACACGGCUCUGGACGCUGCCAUCGAAGCUGCCUACGACGACGGUUUUGAGCCCAUGGGUCCCGUAGACUAUGAACCCAUAGACACCCACGAGGAUGCCAUGGCAAGCGUGCUGCAAAAGGUGGAAAAGGCACGCGAAAGAGUGAAGCAGACCGAGCAGGAAGCCUAUGAUGAGCUAGCGAAUCUCCGACAAGCACAGCAGCAAAACCUACAGCAGUUGCAGGAGGAGGACAAAUAUACUGCCGACGGGUUUUACGAGGAUGAUUCAUCUGAAGAGGAAGAGAGACUGCUGGAUGAGAUUACACGCGACUUUGCAAUCGAGGACUUUACCAUGGAACAACCGUAUGGUACGACGGUGUCGGCAAAACAACAGGAAGCUUGGAACGAGGAUGAGACACAGGCGGAUUUCAUCUCAGGCGUCCGGUCCUUCUCUGCCUUGUCACAGAGACCACCUAUUCCUAACACUACCAAUACCAUACAGCCAUCAGCACCAGCAGCGCCGCCUCCAACUUCGGCAUUGCCAACCUUACCACCCCCGACUUCAGCACUGCCAGACUUACCACCAGCAGGCUCGGCUUCUCCAUCCGGUGGGGUGCGGAAUCGUCGACUCUCUGGACAGAAUCCAAAGCAGCUCAAGAUUGAAACCUCAAAUCUCGGACAACCCCCAAGCAGGUCGAUUUACGACGAUGACGAAAUAUCCCCAAGCACUCAGGAGCCGCCUACAGAGGUGCUGGCCCGAACAGACAGCGCUCAACCCGUCAGGCCACCGAUACCAGAAGGCUUUGCGUCUGACUCAAAGGUUCCUGCAUCGCCAACUGCCAAGAGAAGGUUGCUAGAAGGAGAAGAGGCGCCCAGCGCCUCGCCUUCCAUCCACAGACUGCGAAAGAACUUUUCGUCCUCUAGUUUGAGAAGCAUGAAGAGCAGAAACAUGUCAGUGUCGCAUCUUGACGACAGCUCCGACGUGUCUCCUGGCACUCCCAAUCCUUAUGGCAAGGCACCUGCUGUGCCUGCACUGCCGACACCUCUCAUCACGUCUUUCAAAGAAAACAUGGAGAUGGGAGCCGGUGGCGCAGGAUUGCAUCUGUUUGACGACAAUUUCCACGUAUCAGCCACACCCGGUCCUCAAAGUCCCAUUGUUUCCGUGGAUGUCCCCUUGCCCCUGGAGCCCUGUCCCAACGACUUCAUGCUGCGCCCUUUUUGGCUGAUGCGAUGCCUCUACCAAACACUUGUGCACCCCAAGGGAGGAUACGUCAGCACAAAGCUGUUUGUGCCGCGAGACGUUUGGCGGGUUAAGGGAGUCAAGAUUAAGAAUGUGGAAGACAAGAUUGCAAACUGCGACUUUUUGACUGCGGCUCUCCUAAAGCUGGCCAAAGUUGACACUUUUGAUGCAGACGCCGUGUUGGAAGAAAUGCAGGCCCUCGAGGGCGUUUUAGAGCAGAUACAGUCAACUCUAGCACGAAAGCUAGGGAGCGAAGUAGGCGUCCAAGGCUCUGGCCUUUUAUUCAAAGAUGCCUCUCUCGCGGACGGAGAUAAUGGGUCAAAUGUGCCGCGAUCAGGCAGCGUGUCUGGCAAAACCUCUGCAUUCUCAUGGCGAAGGCUUCGACCAAAGACAUCGGGUGUUGGGUUGGGAGGAUCAUACAGCAACCGGAAUGCCAGUGCCGAAGUCAAGGAGGUGACAACACUGGCGAGUAUUCCCAUGACACCGAAACCGGCAAGUCGUCCGGCCAAGCGAGAUGUAAGCCAAGCUCAGUUCAUCGGCCCCAACGCCAGUUAUAUGGGCUCGCUUGCGCGCUUGUUUGACGCUGCCCAGGCAGUUGAUCAAAUCGCAAGGCAGGUUGACGACCCCGGUCUGCGGCAUGCGGACAAGACCCAAGUCGGGCUGGAGCUGUGCACACGACACGCGGCCGAGUUUUUCGGCUUCUACAUCUGCCGGUUUGUGCUGGCUGAUCUCGGUCUUUUACUGGAUAAGUUCAUCAAGAGAGGAAGCGAAUGGGUUCUGGCCUGA